AUGCCGGUCGUCAAGAACCCGGCCAAGAAGAAGGGCCCGUCGCUCGAGGAGCGCAUGAGGAUGGUCGCCGCGGCGGAGGCCAAGGCUCGAAAGGAAAAGAUGAAGAAACGCGACCGGCGCGGCCCCAUCACCAGGUUCAUCGAGUGGCUCCCCAAGUGGUGGACACGCGUGAACGAGAACAACACGUCGCUGUACCUCUUCCACGAGAAGUCGCGGGUGAGGCGCAACGCGUGGAGGCUCAUCCGGUGGAAGUGGUUCGAUCGCACGGUCAUGGCGGCCAUCGUCGUCAACUGCGCCUUCCUCGCCAUGUACGACCCGACCCAGCCAGACGAUUCGAGCGGGAAUCAGAUGCUGAACCUGGUCGAGAUGGCGUUCACGGUGAUCUUCACCGUCGAGUUCGUCAUCCAGAUCGUCGCGAGGAAUUUCCUCAUCGGUCCCGGGGCGUACCUCAAGAACCCUUGGUUCUUCCUGGACUUCAUCAUCGUCGUCGCGGGCUGGGUCGCGCUGAUAUUCACGAUCGUCGGGAUGGCGGGGGGAGGGAACGUGUCGGGGAUACGAACCCUCCGCGCGCUCAAGCCCCUGCGCACCAUCAGCGGCGUCCCCGGCCUGAGAGUGCUGGUGACCACGAUCAUAGACUCCAUGCCCUUCGUGGGCAACGCGUGCUUGAUCCUGGUGUGGCUCUUCUUCGUGUUUGGCGUGGUGGGGAUCGAUAUGUUCGCCGGGGAGCUGACGCACAGGUGCUUCACGCACGGCGGCGAGGUUCUCAUCCGCGAGGAGGCGAACCUGCCGUGCGACCCCGGGGCAGCCGGUCGGCUCUGCGGCGUCGGCGAGUUCUGCCUGGACUCGGGACUCGCGCCGAACAGGGGGUACACCAGUUUCGAUAACAUCCUCUGGGCGUCGCUCGUCGUGUUUCAGACGAUCACGAUGCGGGGCUGGAGCGACGUGAGCGACAAGCUGGAGGCUGCGACCGGUAACCCCGACCUCGUCAAGGUGUUCUUUGUCGCGGCGGUUUUCAUCGGCGGAUUCUUCGCGAUGACGCUGAUAACCUCGGUGCUCAUCGCCGAGUUUCACAAGACGUCCGUGCUGGAGCGAAAGACCGGGACGGCGCAGGACGGUAAGGCUGCGCGACGGAUGAAGCGGCGGUUGAACCGUAAGCCCUGGUUCAUCCGCGCCAAGCGGUUCCUAAAGAGCGAGUGGUUCUACCAGAAGCCGCUCAAGGCGCUGGUGACCAACAGGUGGUUCGAUCGGUUCGUCACGCUGCUCAUCGUCGCAAACACCGUCACGCUGGCGUCGGAGUACCACGGAAUGGACCAGAACCUCUUCGAUUUGCUGCAGCAGAUCAACGUGUUUCUCACGCUCGCGUUCGCGCUCGAGAUGGUGCUCAAAGUUUUGGGCCUCGGCGUGCUGGCGUACUGCAGCGAUCGGAUGAAUUUGUUCGACGCCGCCAUCGUGAUCGUGUCCAUCGUGGAAAUGCUGUCGUCGCAGUCGUCCAUGUCGGUGCUGCGCGCGUUCCGCCUGGUGCGCGUACUACGAUCGGUCAAGUUCCUGCGCCAGUACAAGCGCAUGCGACAGCUCAUGGAGAACAUAUCGCGGGGUCUGAGGGGCAUGCUCGAUUUCCUUCUCCUCACGUUGCUCUUUGUGUUUAUCUUCUCGGUGCUUGGCAUGCAAAUCUUCGGCGGUGGUGACGGUUUCGCGGGGCAACGGAAGAACUUCGACUCGUUCGGAAACUCGUUCUUGCUCGUGUUCGAGAUGCUGACGGGCAGCGACUGGUACAACGCGAUGUGGAACGGUAUGGACAGCGAGGGUAAGUGGGCGGCUCUCUUCUUCGUCGCGUGGAUGCUUCUGGGCCACUUCAUCAUACUUGACCUCCUCCUCGCGAACAUGGUGUUCAACUUCUCUCUCGAGACGGAGGACGAGCGGCUGGAACGCGAGGAGAAGGAGCGUCUGCAGAAGCAGAUUCUCUACGGCGAUAAACGCGAUCUAACCAGAACUGGGGGGGCUGAGGUCAUCACCGAGCGAAUGACCACGAGGAAGAGCAGGCUUUUUGCCAAGGAAGCUGCCGCCAUGCGCGUGUGGCUCCGGGAAACCGGGCAGAGCUAUGGCGACGACGACGACUGGUCCUCCGACGAGGAAGAGGACACGAAGAAGAAAAAGCGCGCCCCGACGCUGUACUCGACGACGGACGGGGGCGAGACCGACGGUGAGACCGACGGCGAGGGGGAGCCGCGGGAGGAUGAAUCCUCUGAGGACGAUGCCGAGGACGGAGCCCCCGAGGACGAGUUCACGACUCAACAGGUGGAUCCCCAGGAGGAGCUGAAGAAGACCUUGGCAGUCGGCGUGGCGGUGCCGGUGAACCAGGAGCAAGUGGAGGAGGCGGAGCGAAAGACCGUUCAGCUGCACGGCGCGAGGCGGCCGCUCGACAAGUUCAGGGCUGCCGCAAACAAAGCCAUCACCGGUAUUCGCAUGGCCGGCGAUAGGUGGCAGGAUCCAAACUACGACGGUCGCUCCACCGCGUCAUCGCCGGAGAGUGGCUCCAUGUCGUCGAGGAGUCAUUACACCGACCUCACUGGUCUUGAAGGCGAAGAGCUCGAGGAUGCCAUCCUGCAGCAGGACACGGAGCGGAAGAAGGCUCGGCGACGCGCUCUGAUGACCACGGUGUCCAAGCUCGUGAACAGAAAAUCCAGGCGGCAGCUGAUGGAGGAGGAAGAAGCCGCCGCCGCCGCGUCCGUCUCCGGCUUUGACACCAGCACCCUGCUCACCUCGACAUCCGGCCGCAGAUCGAGCUCCAGGACCGGCACGUACUCGAACAUCAGCGGCAGCGUCGACGGUACCGGCAGCGUCCUCGACGAUAUCUUCGCCGACACGCUUCAGAGAGCGGAGGCGCAGGGUCAGAACCUGUCGCGCGAGGAGGUCGCCAGGCGAAUGGGCUGGGACCCGUCCGCGCUCUCCGCGGUGGGAACCAAGACAGACACGGUCCUAUCCGGGUCCUCUGGCGAGGAAGAUGACGGUACCGAGUUGUCCUACGACGGUGGGUACGGAGACUACGCUUCCAGGGCGCACGAGCUCGGAUUCGGCUCCCUCGCCGCGCACGGCAGGGUCGGCCGGGCGCCGUCCAUGAAGUCGGGAAUGUCUUUCGCGGAGAAGACCGCGCGGCUGGCGCGGGAACGGAGCAGCGGGAACGUGGGCAGGUACCAGGGAGAGGGGGUCGACCCGGAGGUUGCCGCAAAGCUUCGAGCCCUGGGAAUCGAGAGCGGUGAGCCGACGACGACGAGCUCCACCGCGUUGCCCUCGCCCGACUCGUCGCGUUCGCCGAGCACGCUUCGGCGCCGAUCGGCGUCGAUGUCGUCCGAUCGGCGGGGGGGGACGAGAGAAGACGUCUCGCACGAGAACACGCCCCCUCUACGCGAAUCCGGAAGAGAGUGGAAGAGCCCCGAGGCGGCAAAAAUGGCGGCAAAAACGGUCGGCGCGCGGGUCGCCGCUCAGCCCCGCGCGCGCGCCUUCGGCCGAGCCCCGGCAUUCCCCGGCGCGACCGAAGCGCGCCCCGGCGGCGGCGGCGCGAGGGAGGCUCUGCGCAUGGUCCCUCCGGGCGUCGAGGACCGAACCGAUGCUACUUCGGCGUUGGAGGGCAUGUCGUCGUCCGGCGGCGGCGGCGGCGGCGGCGGGGGCGCGACGGAUCGGGGCACGCCGCCACCGAAGGCGCCGUUCACCCUGGAUCCCGAGCCGGCCGCCGGCUCCGCGCGGAAGAAGCCGGCGCCGUUCGGCGCGCAGGUGCGACAGAGGCGCGAGGGCGGUCUCCUCGACAGGCUGUACCGCAUGGUGGCUCAGGGGGCGCCCCCGGAGGGAACCGCCGCGCUCGCGCCGGUGGAGGGUUCCGAGUCGCGCGUCACCAUGGGCCGUCGCGCGGCAGCCGCGGGCGCCAAGGGGGGUAUGAACAGGAUGGGCAUCCCGGCGCCGACGCUCGCGGAGCAGCUCGCGGCGCUCGGAGCGAGAGACGAGGGCAAGACGUCGUCGGGGCCCGGGCCGGUCACGGAGGCUUACGAGGGCGACGGCGACGGCGACGGCGACGGCGAACCCUCGUUGAUGGCGAGGAUGCACGCGGCGCGGCAGAGGGGCCUGGUGAGUCGGCAACAUCGCGAGGGUUUCACGCCGGAGCAGACGCGGGGGCGGGCGUUUGCGCAGCUGAUAUCGGCGGGCGCAGGCUUGAUGGGAUCAAACGAGAACCUCGCGGGCAUGGCCAACCAGCGCCCGGCCAGCGCGGGGGGCAGGACCCGCUUCGCCAACGUGCCGCCGCUGAAUCUCGACCCUCUUCGUGACGGCAAGGAGAACACCAGCGCGCCGGCGACGCCGUCGAAGAAGCCCCCGUCGAGGACGUCCUCCGUCGGCGCCGGUCUCUCCAUGGGCGUCUCGCUCGCGGCGACGCGGGUCAAGACGCAGGAGCUCGCCAAGGAUAUGAUGCAGCGCAUGGAAGCUCGACGUCUGGAGAUGGCGAAGAUCCAGCCCAUCACCAACAACGACGUGCUGCUCGAACCCAUGACGGAGGAUCUCUGCUUGCCCCACAUCGGGGUUGUGGUUCGAGGCGGCGCGGCUGACGGAAAGCGGCGCAUGGACGGCGUCCCCGAUCGCGACGUCAUCGUCAACCUGCCCGCUAAGCUGAGGGAGCGGCCGAAGCACGCGCAGAAGAAGGUCGGGGAGGAUAACAUCCUCACUGGAGGCGAGGCGCCCCCGGUGUACAUGAAACACCGGAGCCUUUUCGCGUUCUCGCCGCAGAGUCCGUUCCGCCGCGUCGUGUUCAUGAUCGCGUUUGACAAGAAGUUUGAGUACGUCGUGCUGCUGCUCAUCUUCGCUUCGAGCAUCGCACUCAUCGUGGACGACCCCUCGGUAAAACCGGGUUCGACCACGGACGAGGUACUCCGCGGCUUGGACCUCUCGUUCACCACCGUUUUCUUCAUGGAGAUGUGCACGAAGAUCAUAUCGAUGGGGCUCGUGUUGCACCCGGGCGCGUACUUGAGAGACGCGUGGAACUGCCUGGACGGACUGAUCGUGGUCACGUCCGUGCUCUCACUCGUGCUCAACAGCUCGAGCCUGACGAUCGUACGGAGCUUCAGGAUCCUGCGCGCGUUGCGACCGCUCCGGAUGGUCAGGCGCCUGCGAGGCAUGCAGAUGGUCAUGGCCACGCUGGCUCGGUCGCUGCCGCAGAUCGGCAACGUUCUGAUAUUCGGCGUGUUCCAGUUUGUGGUUUUUGGCAUACUCGGCGUACAGGUAUUCGGCGGGAUGUUCUGGCGGUGCACAGACCCGAGCGUGACCCACGUUGACCAGUGUCAGGGCAUGUUUCAGGGUCCUGACGGUAACUCGCAGCUGCGACAGUGGGUCAACCCAGUGCUAAACUUUGACCACAUCGGGAACUCAAUGCUCUCGCUGUUCGUCGUCACCACGAUGGACAAGUGGUUCGAGAUCGCGCACCGCGGCAUGGACGUCACGGAAGUGAACUACCAGCCGGUGGCGAACGCCUCAUCAAUCAACGUCCUCUUCUUCAUAGCGUUUGUCCUCCUAUCGUCGCUUUUCUGGGUGUAUCUGUUGGUCGGCGCGCUGAUCGACACAUACCGGCGAAUCGCCGCAGCCACUGGGGAGAUGGUUUUCACCACCCCGGGGCAGCAGAAAUGGGCGGAGGCGCUGAAGAUGAAGCAGAGGCAGAACGCGGCGCUGUACGUGGACAACCGCGAGCCGGUGUUUUUCAUCCGCAAGUGGAUAUACAGGCUGGUGCAGUGGAAGUGGUUCGAGAUGUUCAUCAUGGGCUGCAUUGGAUUCAACGUAUUCAUGAUGAUCCUGACGCACGAGGGCCAGCCGUCGGGUCUGACCUCGGCGCAGGACAGCCUCGGCGGUUUCUUCACGUGGAUAUUCGUGAUCGAAUGCGCCUUGAAAAUGUUCGGCCUCGGCGCAAAGAGGUACUUCAAGGACCCGUGGAACAGGUUCGACUUCAUCGUCGUCCUCGGGUCGCUUCCAGAGAUAUUCGGACAGGACAUGGGCCCCGGCGCGACCCUGCUGCGGACCUUCCGCCUCGGCAGGCUCUUCAGGCUCCUCAAGGACGCGGCGAGGCUGCGCUCCCUAUUUGCAGCGCUCGUAGACUCAGUUGUCGCCAUGGGUAACGUGGGAAGCCUGCUGUUUCUGCUAAUGUUCAUCUACAGCGUCCUUGGCAUGAACCUAUUUGGCAAGAUGGAGCACGGGCAGUUCAUCAAUGAGGGGGCCAAUUUUGAGAACUUCGGGAACGGCCUACUGGUGCUCUUCAGGGUGUUCACCGGCGACGGAUGGUCGCGACUCAUGGUCGAUACCAUGGACUGCGACCUGGUCGAGGGGUUCAUGCAGGGCGACUACUACACCAAAUGUUACGGUUCCAAUUUCGCAGCGCCGUUGUUCUUCGUCACGUUCAUCUCAUUCGCAACUUUCAUUUUGCUGAAUCUCUUCAUCGCCAUCAUGCUCGACAAGUUCGUCGACGCGGCGCAGGGCGAAGGACUGUUAUCCACCGCUUCGUUCUUCGACCUGCUGCAGCGCAAGAUGCUGCUGGACGGGUUUGUUGAGCGACUGAAGCAGAGGCUCGAGGAGAACAGGAUCCGGCUCGGCAUCAAGAAAAAGUCUGGUAAGUCCAGGUAG
Micromonas commoda is the source of this 6645-nucleotide messenger RNA. RefSeq names its product voltage-gated ion channel superfamily. Bases 1 to 6645 code for a protein of 2214 amino acids. NCBI's taxonomy places the organism in Eukaryota, Viridiplantae, Chlorophyta, Mamiellophyceae, Mamiellales, Mamiellaceae. The transcript has a single exon. Gene Ontology annotation, cellular component: voltage-gated sodium channel complex; plasma membrane. The record is from RefSeq and is a predicted model, not a curated record. Gene Ontology annotation, biological process: transmembrane transport; monoatomic ion transport. Gene Ontology annotation, molecular function: voltage-gated sodium channel activity.